Molecule: messenger RNA, 1024 nt
Organism: Megachile rotundata (alfalfa leafcutting bee)
Lineage: Eukaryota; Metazoa; Arthropoda; Insecta; Hymenoptera; Megachilidae
Source: RefSeq, a predicted model, not a curated record
AACUGAGGAUGGCACACUCUUAGUUCAAGUCGGAAGACAGGCAACAAUGAGGAUCUUGGGACUCUACCUUUUGGCAACGGCGGUAUUCGCGUCCGCAGCGAGUCCACAAAAGCAGCACAAGGCGAAACGGGGGGUGCUGUUGGGUUCGGGAGGACUGGGAGGAUCAUCGUUCGGACUGGACCUCAACAGUCUCGAAUCAGCUGGAAUUUCUGGAGGAUACACGAGUGCGCUGUCCAUCGGAGCAUCUGGAGGACUCUCGAACGGAAUUUCCGGGCUUACUGGAGGAUACGGUUCAAAUAUCGGUGCAGGAAUAAAUGGAGGGCUCUCGACGGGUCUUGCUGGAGGAAUUUCUGGAGCGUUGAGCACUGCUAACGUUCAAUCCGUGGCGCAGCAGGUCCCGAUGCUCGUGCAUCAACAGUAUCCGCCGUCCAAACCCGUGUCUGGCCCUUACUAUGUCAGACAAUCGCCUGAGUUUCAAUUUCGAGUGUCCCAGCCUGUCUCGCAAUCAGUGAGACCACCAAUUUCUCCACCUAUCAUCCAGCAGACAGCGUCUCAACCCAUGUUGCUGUCUGGUGGCAACAACCUGGGCACCUUUGCACCUAGCAGUCUGGGGUCAGUCCACUCCAGUGGACUCAGCGCAGGUCUGGGAUCGGGAUUCGUUCCUGGGACGGGUCUACAUUCUGGCAUCGGUCAAGGACUGACGUCUGGAGGCGCAGUUAGUUCCACAAAUGGUCCUGCCUUCAGUGGACUACCCUCCGUUGGGUCCGGUAUGGUACAUGGCUCACUCCUAAAUUACAGAUCUGUAGAUCUGAACUCUGGAUAUAAUUCGGGACUCAACUCUGGACUGGGGUCCGUUGGCGAAGGUGGAUUCAGCACUGGGUACGGCUCCGGAAUGGGAUGGAUGCUUGGAAGUGGUCUGGAGUCCUAUGGAACGGGUCUGACUGGCAACCUGGCGUCUGGAUAUGGGGCUGGUUAUGGGUACACGUCUGGUCUCGGCCAGGGGAAUAUCAUUGGAAAGUACUGA